This is a messenger RNA of Myotis daubentonii (Daubenton's bat), 4961 nucleotides long. It is a transcript of the gene CARMIL1, whose product is annotated as capping protein regulator and myosin 1 linker 1. Gene Ontology annotation, molecular function: protein binding. The record is from RefSeq and is a predicted model, not a curated record. NCBI's taxonomy places the organism in Eukaryota, Metazoa, Chordata, Mammalia, Chiroptera, Vespertilionidae. Gene Ontology annotation, cellular component: lamellipodium; plasma membrane. Gene Ontology annotation, biological process: regulation of Arp2/3 complex-mediated actin nucleation; cell migration.
CGAGGUUCCGGCUGGGUCCGCCCGGGUGCGCCCCCCACGGGGAACCGGCGCCGGGGCGCCCCGGCCCCCGGGACGGCGCAGGGCCGCUCUGGCGAAGUGGGAGGAGACCCAAGAGGAGAGGAGAGGGGAGGAGAGGAGAGGAGGAGAAAAGGAGGAGAGAAGGAGAAGGAGGAGGAGACGCAGGAGGAGGAGGGAAGGCGGGCCGCGCUGCCCCCGCCCAGCGGAGCCACGGGAGCGCCGGGAGCCCCAGCCCCACCGCUCUCCCCUCCCUCCCACGCCUUCCGCCCGCACCUUGGGCCGUAGGUGCGCGAUCGGCCGCAGCCGCCUGGCCACAGCGGGCGCCGCGGGCUCCGCGUCCAUCAGUCCCCCCCGUCGCCGCGGGAGCUGCUAGGAGGCGUCAUGUAGCCGCAGCCGCGAGCCCCCCGCGGACCGGCAACUAUUUAUUUAUAUUUAUUUUUUGGGGGUGUCGGGGGCGCGGCCACACCGUCUCCCCGGCCCGCCUCCCGUCUGCGCGCCGCACCCGCCUCUCCAAGCCGAGGGGUCGGGUGAGGGCGGCGGCGGAUCCCCGCGCAGGAGCCAUGGCCGAGGAGGGCGCCGAGGUACCCCGCGAGCUGACAGAGAGCAUCAAGGACGUCCUUGGCAGGAAGGUCAGGAUCGGCCUCAAGAAGAAGGUCAAGUUGGAAGGGAAAGGGGACAAGCUUGAAAACAAGGUGCUGGUGCUGACGUCCUGCCGGGCCUUCCUGCUCGCAGCGCGGAUCCCCUCCAAGCUCGAGUUGACCUUCAGCUACUUGGACAUUCAGGGCGUCACCUGCAGCAAGCCCGCGCAGAUGGCCGUGGAAACCGAGAAGUACAGCUUGUCCCUGAGGAUGGCGGCGCCCGAGGACGUGAGCGAGGUGCUGGUGCACCUGGGCUCCUGCCUGCGGAGGAUCUUUCCCGGCCUGUCUCCCCUGAAAAUCAUGAAGAGGGUGUCCAUGGAGCCGCCGGAGCGGCUGGCCAGCCUGCAGGCCGAGUGGGACAGCCAGCCGGCGGCCGAGCAGGGCCCCUGUGGUGGGUUCUCUCAGAUGUACGCCUGUGUCUGCGACUGGCUGGGGUUCCCGUACAGGGAGGAAGUGCAGUGGGAUGUGGACACGAUCUAUCUGACCCAGGACACCCGCGAACUGAACCUGCAGGACUUCAGUCACCUGGACCACAGGGACCUGAUCCCCAUCAUCGCUGCCCUGGAGUACAACCAGUGGUUCUCCAAGCUGUCCUCCAAGGACCUCAGGCUGUCCUCCGAUGUCUGUGAGCAGAUCCUGAGGGUGGUGAGCAGGUCCGGGCGGCUGGAGGAGCUGGUGUUGGAAAACGCUGGACUGAGAACAGAUUUUGCACAGAAACUGGCCAGUGCGCUCGCACAUAACCCCGGCUCAGGACUGCACACCAUCAACCUCGCUGGCAACGCGCUGGAGGACCGAGGUGUGUCCUCUUUAAGUGUUCAAUUUGCCAAACUCCCAAAGGGAUUAAAACAUUUAAAUUUAUCUAAAACCUCAUUGUCACCUAAAGGGGUGAACUGCCUUUCUCAGUCACUCAGUGCCAACCCGCUGACCGCCACCACCCUCACGCACCUGGACCUCUCAGGGAACGCCCUUCGCGGAGACGACCUCUCGCCCAUGUACAGUUUUCUGGCCCAGCCCAACGCCCUUACUCACCUGGAUUUAUCCAGCACCGAGUGCGCCCUGGACAUGGUCUGCGCGGCUCUGCUCCGAGGCUGCCUGCAGCACCUGGCCGUGCUCAACCUCUCCCGCACCGUCUUCUCUCACCGGAAAGGGAAGGAGGUGCCGCCCUCCUUCAGGCAGUUUUUCAGCAGUUCCCUGGCGCUGACACACAUCAACCUCUCGGGAACCAAGCUGGCGCCCGAGCCCUUGAAGGCGCUGCUGCUCAGCCUGACCAGCAACCGCAGCCUGAAGGCCGUCUCCCUCGACCUCAGCAGCUGCGAGCUGAGGUCAGGAGGCGCACAGGUGUUGGAGGGCUGCAUCGCCGAGAUCCACAACAUCACCAGCUUGGACAUCUCCGACAACGGCUUGGAGUCCGACCUCUCCACCUUGAUCGUGUGGCUCAGCAGGAACAGGUCCGUGCGGCACCUGGCCUUGGGCAAGAACUUCAACAACAUGAAACCCAAAAACCUGACCCCCGUGCUGGACAGCUUAGUGCAGAUGAUUCAGGACGAAGAGUCGCCUCUGCAGUCCCUGUCCCUGGCCGACUCCAAACUCAAGACCGAGGUCACCAUCAUCAUCAACGCCCUGGGCAGCAACACGUCCCUGACCAAAGUGGACAUCAGCGGGAACGCCAUGGGCGACAUGGGCGCCAAGAUGCUGGCCAAAGCGCUGCAGAUCAACACCAAGCUCAGGACGGUGAUCUGGGACAAGAACAACAUCUCUGCUCAAGGCUUUCAGGACAUAGCCGUGGCCAUGGAGAAGAACUACACGCUGCGAUUCAUGCCAAUCCCCAUGUACGACGCUGCCCAAGCCCUCAAGACGAACCCCGAGAAAACGGAGGAGGCUCUGCAGAAGAUAGAAAACUACCUGCUCCGGAACCACGAGACCAGGAAGUACCAGCAGGAGCAGGCCUACCGCCUGCAGCAGGGCAUCGUCACCAGCACCACCCAGCAGAUGAUCGACAGGAUGUGCGUGAAGGUCCAAGAUCACCUCAACUCCCUGCGCAGCUGUGGGGGGGAUGCCGUCCAGGAGGACGUGAGGUCGGCCGAGCGGCUCAUGCGGGACGCCAAGAACUCCAAGACGCUGCUGCCGAACUUGUACCACGUGGGCAGCGCGUCCUGGGCGGGAGCCGGCGGCCUGCUGUCCAGCCCUGUGCAGGAGACGCUGGAGUCCAUGGCCGGGGAGGUCACCAGGGUUGUCGACGAGCAACUAAAGGCCCUGCUGGGGUCCAUGGUGGACGCGGCCGAGAGCCUGUGCCCCCACGUGAUGAGGAAGGCCCGCCUCCGGCAGGACCUGGUCCGCGCCGGCUCCGAGAAGCUCUCCGUGCCCCGCACCUUCGUGAGGAACGUCCUGCUGGAGCAGUCGGGCGUGGACAUCCUCAACAAGAUCAGCGAGGUGAAGCUGACCGUGGCCUCCUUCCUGUCCGACCGGAUCGUGGACGAGCUCCUGGACGCCCUGUCGCUCUGCCAUCACAGACUGUCCGACCACUUCAGCCGGCGGGGCCGGACCCUUCCCGCCCCCGAGGCCGUGGACGCGGAGCCCGUGGACGAGAAGCCGGCCCGGCGCCCGGUCCUCGCGGUGGAGGAGCUCACGGAGCUGGAGCGCCUGGAGGAGCAGGACACGUGUUUGAUGACCCCCAAGUCCAAGAGGAAGACGAUCCACAGCCGGAUGCUGCGGCCGGUGUCCAGGGCCUUCGAAAUGGAGUUUGACCUGGACAAGGCCCUGGAGGAGGUGCCCAUUCACGUGGAGGACCCGCCCCUCCCCAUCCCGCCCCGCCCCGCGGAGAAGCGGAGCUCGGGCCUCAUCCCUGAGCUGCCCUCGGAGGAGGGCCGGAAGCUGGAGCACUUCACCAAGCUGCGGCCCCGGCGCAACAAGAGGCAGCGGCCCACGCAGGCGGCGGUCAGCGUUGCGACCGUGGGCCCCCAGGACGGCGAGCGGAACGGCCUCAUGGGGAGAGUGGACGAGGGCGUGGACGAGUUCUUCACCAAGAAGGUGACCAGGCGGAGAUCAUCGGCCAGAGGCCCCGAGGCCCAGGACCCCGGCGACGGGGGCGACGAGAAGAAGAAGAGAGAAUCUCGCAGGAGCGGCUUCCUCAACCUGAUCAAGCCCCGGUCCAAGCCCGAGCGGCCGCCCACGGUCUUGAUGGCGGACGAGCCGUCCUCGCCCAAAGGGGCGGGCAGAGGUCCAGCCGUGGACACGCCCCGGCGGGAUGCGAGGCCGGCCGAGCACGACAGCGCUGAGCGGACAGAGGAGAUGCUGACGCCCGAGCCCCCCGAGGACGGGGAGGACGGGGGGCGGCCGGAGCCCGGCGACGGCAGGGGCAGCCCCCAGGGCAGCCGGCGGUAUGGCGUCCAGGUGAUGGGCAGCGGCCUGCUGGCUGAGAUGAAGGCCAAGCAGGGGCGGCGAGUGGCCGGUGCGCACAAGAAGCUCGGGAACGACGCCUCCCCGGACCCACCCAGCCCGGCAGCGAGCGAGGAGCAGCCGGAUGGAGGCGGGGCAGUGCCUAGACUGCACCCCGCGCUCCCGGGGACCCCAGAGAAGAGCGCCAAAGCGGACCCCCGAGUGGACGCGGGCUUCCGGGGCCGGAGCGCCUCCAACGCCAAGCCCGCCCUGCAGGCGCCCAGGCCCAGCCCGGCCGCGCGGCCCGCCCUCCCGCAGAAGCCCAGGACGCCCUCCCGGGCAGAGGACGUCCCGGACUCCCCGCCCGGCCUCGGCUCCCCCAGGGUCGCCCUGCUCCCUCCCGUCCUGAGGAAGGUGCCUGUGGACAAGGAGUGGGAAGGCCAGGGCAGCCCCCAGCCCAGCCCCAGGACCUUCUCCCAGGAAGUGGUGCAAAGAGGCGAUGGUGACAAAAGGCCCUCAGAUCAGGACAGUGGCAAGCCUUCCGGUGGAGGGGACAGACCUGCGAAACGCGGCCCUGUCCUGGCGGAGGCGGCGGCGAAGGCAGCUGGGCACCGGAAGCCACAGCCAACAACUGUUUGGAGGAAAAGCUGGGGCCAGCAGCCCCAGGAGUUCCAGGACCAGAAGCCGUGGCCCCCCAGCAAGGACGGCCGGCAGGGCAGCAAGUCCAGCGACUCCGGGGAGGAGGCGGAGAAGGAGUUCAUCUUCGUGUGAAGGUCACGGCCCCAGACGUCCGGGCCGGUGCCUGGCGGCCACCAGAGAGGCCCCGGGGCUGCCCCGCCUCCUCGGCCUCGUCUCUCGGUGCUGCUUCCCUGGCUUUUCCUUCGUCCUUCUUUCUGUUGGAACCAGAAACACAGCCAUUUCUUGGUGAUC